ACAGUGCUGACGGACUGUGAAAGGAGGAAAAAACGCGAACCGUCGCGGUCGUCGUGUCGUCGUCGUCGUCUCCGUGGUUUAUUUACAAACCACCAAGGCCCAGAACCUUGCCAAAGUACCACGGAACGGGUUGCAGUGGCGCGCUCCAGCCUGCCGGUGAUGGAUGCAAGCCGACACGGGACCAGGAACGAACCCACCGCCCAUCACCAGACGCCGCCGCAAUCCGAGGACGAUGAGGCGGACGAAGCGGUCCGGAUCGUGCCCCGGAAGUGUCUCAUGUGCUUGCAGCCGUACGACGAGCUGGGCUCGGUCGCGACGGAAUCACCGGACGAGCUGAAGCGGAUAGUGGACAACAUCUACAAGAUUGCCAAAAUUCAGGUCACCCCAACCGGCGGCAAGAUCGAACCCCUGUGCAGCAGUUGCCGCGCCAAGCUGGGCUUCGACUUUGACGAGGACGCGUACUACGAGAUGCUGCGCAAGAUGUACAGCGAAACUAGUCCCGGCACAACAACCCACCACCAGACGACAACAAUGACGGCGGCGUCCCCUACAGCAAUGAUGGCCAACGGCGGACUUCCGGUGCACAUCGGGCUGCUUCCGCUGGAGAAUCCCGACUCCCCCACCGGAUCCCUGCUGGACACGGCCUGCGGGACGUUCGUCGUGACCGAACUAGCGCCGGAAGACCCCACGGACAAGUCCGAUCUGAAGUGCGUCAUCUGCUCGAAGGUGUUCAACUUCAAGUCCACGCUUCGGUUGCACAUCCGGAGUCACCACAACACGACGAUCCGCGAACCGGAACCGCACAAACCCACCCGGAAGCCGCGCAUGUACGAGUGCGUCGACUGCAGCAUGAGCUUCAAGCUCAAGUACGACUACGACAAGCACCAGGCCAUCCACAACCGGUCGAACCUGUUCCAGUGCGAGAUCUGCUUCAAGCUGUUCAAGCACAAGUCCUACUACAUGAUGCAUCGGAAUGCGAAACGCUGCAAGGCGGUUCCGCUGAAUCUGAGCACCCGGGCCGAUCGCGACCUCGGGACUUCCCUCAACGAUGGCAUCCGGAACACCAGCUAGAAACUCCCUUCGUUUAUUUUGCCAUACGCGACCACCACACCCAACAACUCACGCAGUAUAUGUACGUGUUUUAACUAUUAUUAGCAUUGGUAGAGUUACUAAUAGAUGUAUUUGAAGCAGCACCGGGCAGCGCCAAUUGGAACAUUAUUAAUAAUAUUCGUUAGUCAAAUCGUGUUUAAGUUCCUUUACGCAAGUGUCCACCCCGGCACUUUCUAUUCAUUUAAGUCCCACCGACUUGAAACUGUAAUCCGAUUGAUACCAAAAACAAAACGUUAUUAUUGUUAUUUAUUUUUAUAAACAAAACAAAAAUCUUUAUUUAUUUUAUCAAAGUUUAAAACAUCCAACCGCGCUAGCCCACCAUGCGCUUCGCAACCAACGUUUUCUGGUCUCUUCGUUUUAGUCACUAUUUGUAAUUGGAAAAGCGGUUAACCACUAACAAAAAAAAAAAAAAAGAUAAAUUCAUCACAAACCCACAAUAGCAAAAAAAAAACCGGUAGCGUUUAAAUCUUAGUCGUGUAAGUCAAGAAACGAAAACAUAUAACACUCACACAACAACUAUUUAUCAUCUCUUCUGGUAUUCCUACGAAAAAAAAACAAACAAACAAAACAAAACUACUAUUAGUAUUCGAUUUGUAAGAGGAGAAACAAUAAAAACAAAAA
This is a messenger RNA of Culex pipiens pallens (northern house mosquito), 1731 nucleotides long. Its product is annotated as zinc finger E-box-binding homeobox 2-like. Gene Ontology annotation, cellular component: nucleus. The coding region runs from base 160 to 1071 and encodes 303 amino acids. The record is from RefSeq and is a predicted model, not a curated record. Gene Ontology annotation, biological process: regulation of transcription by RNA polymerase II. The transcript is spliced from 3 exons. Lineage: Eukaryota; Metazoa; Arthropoda; Insecta; Diptera; Culicidae. Gene Ontology annotation, molecular function: DNA-binding transcription factor activity, RNA polymerase II-specific; RNA polymerase II transcription regulatory region sequence-specific DNA binding.